This is a messenger RNA of Apiotrichum porosum, 657 nucleotides long. RefSeq lists its product as uncharacterized. Bases 1 to 657 code for a protein of 218 amino acids. Lineage: Eukaryota; Fungi; Basidiomycota; Tremellomycetes; Trichosporonales; Trichosporonaceae. The record is from RefSeq and is a predicted model, not a curated record. The transcript has 3 exons.
AUGACAGACGACAAGAUGAGCGCUGUGCGAGCCUCCAAGCGUGUCUCCAUCGCCUGGGGAGGACGCCCAGCCAGGGAGGACACUGACACGGUCGUUCUCACCAUCAACGACUACUCGCUCGACCUCCGCGUGUUCACCGAGGGACCAGACACGGGUGGUAUCGACUGGGCGAUUGUCGCGUUCGUGCACUCGGUCCCCACACAAGGCGGCAAACCCGUGUUACGCUGGGACCACAUCAUCGACUCUCGAGGCGGAACCGACACUGGCGACGAGGGUGCUUUCGAGGUUCUCCCCAACGGCGACGUCCUCGAAACGGGCUCCAUGUUCAACCCGGCAAGGGGCAAGGACGAGUCCUAUGAGGAAAUCUGGCGACGAUUCCCAGUCACCCCUCCUGCGCAGUACUGCGUCCUCGAGCGCAUCGACGGCGCAUGGGGCGACGACGCCGUCAAGGACAAGAGGGCCUUCCUUGGCCGGUUUGGACCCCGCGCACUGGGCGUCGCACAGGACGGCAGCACGUUCCGUGCAUACCGCGAUGAGCUGAAGGGUGGUGCUGGGUGGAGCCGGGUGUACGAGUUUGAUGUGGGCACUGUUGUGCCGCCUGUGCCCGUUGAGCAAGAUGCUGGGUGGGCUGUGGGUGACACGGUGUCUGUUGUCUAG